Messenger RNA from Epinephelus fuscoguttatus (brown-marbled grouper), 815 nucleotides. RefSeq names its product heat shock protein 30-like. Bases 55 to 696 code for a protein of 213 amino acids. Gene Ontology annotation, biological process: response to heat; protein refolding. Lineage: Eukaryota; Metazoa; Chordata; Actinopteri; Perciformes; Serranidae. The record is from RefSeq and is a predicted model, not a curated record. The transcript has a single exon. Gene Ontology annotation, molecular function: protein folding chaperone.
CACAAGAGAACACACACUUUAACAAGAGGACUCAUCACUGAACACACACUGAAGAUGCUGUGCUCCCAUGGAUUCCACUCUGCCCUCAGUCCAUUCAUGGACUUCCACUGGCCUGUAUACACUCUAAGGUCAGAGGUCAGGCCUCUGCUCUACCAGCAGGAUGUACUGCAGAGAAACCUAAAGGAGCUCCGCAGCAGUCUGGAGCUGAUGGACAAACUUCAACACAAGAUCCAGGAGGAGACAGAGCCCUUCCAAACCAGCGAGGCCGUGCAACCGGUCUCCUUCCAGCUGGAGAAAGAGGGAGAGCACUUCGGCUUGACCCUGGACACUCGAGGCUUUUCCCCAGAGGAGCUGUCUGUCAGACAGGAGGGCAGGAGGCUGAGAGUCAGCGGGAAGACAGAGAAGAAGCAGGAGGACGGGAAAGGCUCCUACUCUUACAGACUCCAGGAGUUCAGACAGGAGUUUGAUCUGCCCCAAGGGUCCAACCCUGAAGCCGUCACCUGCUGCCUGGCUCCAGACGGGAAGCUCCACAUCCAGGCAGCCAAAGCUCCAUGUGUGGAGGAGGCUGAGAGAGAGCUGACUAUCAAGAGGAGCUCGGAGGAGGAAACACAGCAGAGUGUGUGUUCACACACAGAAGGCAGCAGCACAGACAGCAGCACGAAGGGCACACAUGAAAACAUGGACUCAUCUACAUGAUGGACCAAUACAUAAUAAAUGUGUUUUAUACAUAUACAUAAUUAUAUUGUUAGAUGAUGAGAAUAUGGGCUGUUGUGUUUUAUAAUUGAGUAAGAAUAAAUUCUCCUAAUUUGAAAUCA